AUGCGCUUCUCACUGCUGGCCUUUCCGGCUCUCGCUGCGGCUUGGAACUUGGAAAAGUUCACCAACCUUGUCGUGUUCGGGAACAGCUACACGGACGAGUCGCGAUGGGACUACUUUGCUAGUCACAAUGGCUCCGCGCCGCCAGUGGGCUGGGAUGAGCCAGUGAGCAAUGAUACCAAUUCGGGCGGCUUUUCUUGGCCUCGAUUUGCCGCCAACCAAACCGGGACGAAGCUAUCCGAUUACGCCGUAAGCGGUGCCGACUGUUCCAAGGAAAUCACUCCACGUAUAGAACCCUCAACUAAAAUUCCAUACCCGUCUGUACUGGAGUACGAAGUUCCGGCCUAUCUCGCGGAUAGCGCAUCCCAGAGACCUCCACCCGAGUCCACCGUAUACGCUAUCUGGAUCGGCACCAACGACAUCGGUUAUGAGGGUUUUUUGACGGACUCACAGAACACAAACUAUACUCUUGCGGCCUAUGUCAACUGCGUGUACAGAGCGCUCGAUGAUGUGUAUCGCUCAGGCGGGAAGUAUUUUGUGCUCAUGAACUUGGCACCCCUCCAUCUGGCGCCAUUGUAUGCAGUGCCGGAGAAGGGCGGGAUCACUGGCAAAGAGUCGUUGUAUUGGCCAUGGAAGUCGGGAAACAUUACGGAGAUUAGCCAUAGGAUGAGGGAACAGGUGAUUGCGUUGAACCAGGUCUUUGACUAUCGCACGCCGUAUGAACUGCUCAUUGCGAAGAGGUACCCCGGUGCAAGGUUCGCUGUGAUGGAUACGUAUAGUUUGAUAUCCGACAUCUACUACAACAACACGAAAUACCCGAAUAUCACCAACGUGACUGGCCACAACAACCACUGCGACCAGAAAACGAACAAGUGCACGCGUCUACCACAUCCAGAAACGUUCCUCUGGUUUGACGAGCUACACCCAUCAGAGCAGGCCGACAAGAUUAUUGCUGAACAAUUUAUCCAGGUGGUCAAGGGAGAAAGCAAAUGGGCAUCUUACUGGUAG
Messenger RNA from Aspergillus chevalieri, 1005 nucleotides. Its product is annotated as SGNH/GDSL hydrolase family protein. Gene Ontology annotation, molecular function: hydrolase activity, acting on ester bonds. The record is from RefSeq and is a predicted model, not a curated record. The coding region runs from base 1 to 1005 and encodes 334 amino acids. NCBI's taxonomy places the organism in Eukaryota, Fungi, Ascomycota, Eurotiomycetes, Eurotiales, Aspergillaceae. The transcript is spliced from 3 exons.